This is a messenger RNA of Diaporthe citri, 357 nucleotides long. RefSeq lists its product as uncharacterized. NCBI's taxonomy places the organism in Eukaryota, Fungi, Ascomycota, Sordariomycetes, Diaporthales, Diaporthaceae. The record is from RefSeq and is a predicted model, not a curated record. Bases 1 to 357 code for a protein of 118 amino acids. The transcript is spliced from 3 exons.
AUGCGUUUCUUCACCGCCGCCACCUUCGUCCUCACUGCCGCUGCCGCACCAGUCGACCAGAGCGAGACUUCAGCAUCCGGCCAGAUCGAGAAGCGUCUAGACCCCAUCACAAUCUCCAUCAUCACCGGUGUCACCUCUGCCGCCGCUGGUUGGGCAACCACUGAAGGCUUGAACACCCUCAAAGGCCUGAUCAGGGAUACCUCGUCCUGGGACAAGGUCCGCGAGCAGUUCACCCAGGACGCUGUGGCCCGGAUGGCCGCCAACUACAAGGCCGACCCGUCCUUCAAGGGCGCCGUCUGCUACAACAUGGGCUACAUGGUCAACGAUCCCGCCCUAAGGAGUAACAUCCCCGCCUAG